This is a messenger RNA of Chanos chanos (milkfish), 1544 nucleotides long. It is a transcript of the gene gkap1, whose product is annotated as G kinase anchoring protein 1. NCBI's taxonomy places the organism in Eukaryota, Metazoa, Chordata, Actinopteri, Gonorynchiformes, Chanidae. The record is from RefSeq and is a predicted model, not a curated record. Gene Ontology annotation, biological process: signal transduction. Bases 70 to 1173 code for a protein of 367 amino acids. The transcript is spliced from 12 exons. Gene Ontology annotation, cellular component: Golgi apparatus.
AUGAAGAGACAUCAGUGGCAACAUUGUGGACAACUAUCGAAGAGACAUUAAAACGGCUAAAAGUGUGUAAUGGCAUCAGCGAUGAUCUCGGUUCCUACCACUGCAUCCCGCUUCGCUCUGCUCCAGGUCGACUCGGAUUCCGACUCCAACUCCGAGUCCGGGAAGCCAAAGGGCGGUCGCGUGGCAGGAAAGUCGCGCUCGGGAAAGUCGCCCAGCGGAAAGAACAGCCAGAACGCCGAUAAGAAGAAGGAGAAGAAGAAAAAAAAGAAAGAACAGCAGCAAAGUGAAGCCAAUGAGCUUCGGAACCUUGCCUUUAAGAAACUCCCCCAGAAGUCCUCGGCCCCGCCCCCUGCUCUGACGCUGCAGGGUUUAGCCAAUGACCUGCUUCAGCCUUCGUCUGGAGAGCAGGCUGCUCCGCAGGAGGUCUGGCAGGAGUGGAAACAGAGAGACGAACAGCUGACGAGUGACUUGUAUGAAGCAGACCUGGAGAAAGCCCUAAUGCUGAGCAAACUGGAGUUUGAACAGAAACAGAGCACAGACAGGACGGAGACGCCUUCUCCAAAAUCCCGCGGAGGGAAAAAAGAGAAGAAGAAGGGUCAGCAGGGCAAAGACAAACGCGUGACCGUCUCUCUCAAGGACUUUCAGACCGACGAUCAGCUGAGCAAGAGACCAGAGAAAGAGCCCAAAGCGGCAGGUCCCGUUGUCCACGACGACAAGUUCUUUGCCAGGCUUGAGGAUGACGUGAGCAGAACGGUUCAGCGUGAUAAACGGAGAGAACAGUACAUUAACAGCCACGGCCUGGAGGUCAACACUUCUUCAGAACACGAACAGGAUGUACGAACAGAACAGCUCAAAUAUGAACUGGAAAAGAAAGACCAGGAGAUCCACAAGUUGAAAAAAACCAUUUCACAGUGGGAGGAGAGGUACAAAGAAGUGAAGGCUAGAAAUGCCCAGCUGUUAAAAAUGCUCCAGCAGGGAGAGAUGAAGGAUAAAGCUGAAAUCCUGUUACAGGUGGACGAGCUACUGAACAUCAAAGAAGAACUGUCAGCACAGGUGACUUUACUGCAUGCUGCCUUAGAACAAGAACGGUCAAAAGUGAAAGGCCUGCAAUCAGAGCAGCCUAAACAUCAGGGAAACAAAAAAGGGAAAAAGGCCACAGAGGGAGAGUCUUGAAGAUGAUGACGUUGAAGAUUACAAACUGCAAAAUAAAAACAACAACAACAACAAAAAAAAAACAAAGCAAAACAAACAAACAAAAAAAAACUCCUCUGUCCCUCAGGAUACAGUCACAGGCAUAUUCUCGUCAGUCUUCACACACUAAGACGGUUUCUCCUUUUAAGAGAUGAUCAACAUAAACCAUCCACUCUUUCCACUUUUGGCCCAAUACACUCCUUUCCAUGACUCGUUGCUAUGUUCUUUCGUUUGAUGGAGAUCUCACAAGGCUAAUUUAAUUUGGGACUGAAAUAAACGUUUGUGUUCUUUGGAUUGAGAGCCCUGCCACCUAGUGGUGAGAAAACGCUACUGCAGAGGUUAUGUGGGCUGAA